CCGGAAGUGUUUUGUUGGCCAUGAACUGACUCGCAGCUAGCCAUGUAGCUUUUUGUCAUACUCCUGUGGGUCCUUUUGCGUUCCUGGCAUAAUCAUACUGGCACAUUUGUGGAUUAUGUCUACUGAAAUGGAUAUUUUUAGAGACGAAGAAGCGCACGAUCUGAAGUACAAACGGGGCGGGCGUUUGGACAUGAGCCACGGUUUCCUGCACCAUAUCCGCAGGAACCAGAUUGCCAGAGAUGACUAUGACAAAGAGGUGAAGUUAGCCAAAAAAGCUCAACGGAGGAGGCACACCACAACUCCUCAACGACCCAGGCGACCUGACAUUCAGGUUUACCAUCCCCGACAAAGACAUGAAUCUGAACCUCAGGCGAGCACCGAGGCAGAAGAGUGGAAUGAGAGCAGCUCAAGCACCGAGACAGAAAUGCAGGGAACCGAACUGUUCUGGCUCGACUAUCAGGCGGACUCUGGGACCAUAACAUCCUUCAUUGUGCACAAGGACGAUAAGCCAUCAAGGGUGGUAGAACGCGUCGCUGAAAAGAACGUCCUGGAUUUAGCCAUGAGGGCAGUCCUGGAGGUCCGCAUUCGAAAGGAGAUGGACAAAAGGAGAGAUAAACGCUGAUCGAGGAUUGUUAAGUGUGUAGUUUGCAACAGCCGCACGGUA
Messenger RNA from Hippocampus comes (tiger tail seahorse), 664 nucleotides. RefSeq names its product chromosome unknown C2orf68 homolog (gene cunh2orf68). The record is from RefSeq and is a predicted model, not a curated record. NCBI's taxonomy places the organism in Eukaryota, Metazoa, Chordata, Actinopteri, Syngnathiformes, Syngnathidae. The coding region runs from base 116 to 622 and encodes 168 amino acids. The transcript is spliced from 4 exons.